Messenger RNA from Knipowitschia caucasica, 3135 nucleotides. The record is from the annotation of a GenBank genome assembly. NCBI's taxonomy places the organism in Eukaryota, Metazoa, Chordata, Actinopteri, Gobiiformes, Gobiidae.
AUGGAGCCAGACUUCCUGUUGUGGCGCGAGGAGGACAGGGGGGCGUGUCCUCACAUGAGAGUUUACUACUGUGACCGGCACAGUCAUAAUCAGAGGAAAACCACUUUUAUUCAUCCUGGAAACACGUCAGAGAAUUCUUCAUUCAUCGUACAGCUACCCGAGUCCAGAGUGAUGUCAUCAGUGUGCGACACAUCCACCAACAACAAUAAUAAGGUCCAGUCGAAGCGUCAUUCGUUUGGAAAGCGCCACCUGUCUGUGAGGAGGAACCUGAGCAUCAGAGUGGAGCAGAGAGGAUGGCUCCACAAACAGGACAGCAGUGCACUGCGGAUGUGGAAGAGGAAGUGGUUCGUUUUGUCUGAUUUCUGCCUGUUCUACUACAGAGAUAGUCGGGAGCUCUCUGUCCUCGGCUCGAUACCUCUGCUCAGUUAUGAAGUUUGUCCAGUGGAAAAACACGACCACAUCAACCGCAAGAACGCCUUCAAGGCAGAGCACGCAGGGAUGAGGACGUACUUUUUCAGCGCUGAGACACAGGAGGAUAUGAACUCUUGGAUCAAAGUCAUGAACCAGUCUUCCCUGGUCCAGAGUCGAGACCAGGGCCAAGUCCAGACCCAAGUCCAGAAUCCAGACCAGGACCGAAUCCAGAUCCAAGUCCAGACCCGUGCCCAGAGUCUAGAGCAGGACCGAGUCCAGACCCAACUCCAGAGUCCAGACCAGGACAGAGUCCAGACCCAAGUCCAGACCCGAGUCGAAAAUACUGUUCUCAAAGGCCAGAACGGGAUCCACUGUGGAACCAACACCUCAACUGACAGUCACAGUCUGUAUGACCUCAGUCUGCUCAGAUCUUCAGAGGAGCAGGUCUCUUUGGGUCCUGAGCUGAACAUAACCACACAACAGGCCACGCCCCCAGAAGAGACAGGCUCCACCUAUUCACAGAACAGGUUCAGUCCGAUCCUGGAGCCAAACGGCAUUGCGGCAGGAACUUACCAGAUAACUCCGCCCCCAAGCACGCCUCUAGGAAGUCUGCACAAACAGGCCACACCCAUUGGGAGGCAAGCCACACCUACAGGGAAACAGGCCACACCCACCAGGAGACAGUCCACGCCCACCAGGAAACAGGCACUGCCCACCGGGAGGCAGGCCACGCCUACCGGGACACAGGCCACGCCCCCGAACAACAGCCUGAGCCGGAGCAGUGUCAGAGAGACCGUCCAGAGCUGGGUCCAAGUGCAGAGAGACGAGACUAGAGGAAGGACUCCUACUGCUCAGUUCAGCCACAUCGAACCUCCACAGCUGAACGCUCCCUCAGAGUACCGGUACUCUCAGCACCGUCUCUCUCACCUCGGUUUGACGGACGGCGAGACAUUGGACCCACUGUGGCGUCUGUGUGAGUGGCAGCAGCGACAUCGUUAUCGCCAUGGCAACCCCACUGCGCCGCUCUACAGCCCCGUCCCUUUGCAUCCCUACGGGCCCCGUCCCCUUGCCACAACAGACCAAUCACGAGCUCCAACGCCGCGCUGCAUUGAGGUCCCGCCCACCGCCGCCGAAGUCCUGCCUUCUCUGAUGUCCCAACCAAUCAGCCGCAGGCCUCACAUCCCAGCAGAGAGACGGACAGUCAGGCCGACCAAUCACAGAGGAGCACCGGGCAGGGCGGCACCACGCAGGAGCCAAUCACAGUUCUUCAAGACGUUAACACUCGAUCGUCGUUCUGCUCCAGUCUCUUCGUACAUGAAACACACUGUGUCUGCUCCGAGUCUGAGCGGGAGGAACGUGGAUGAUUCGUAUCUGCAGUUGAAGAACGACCUGGAGUAUUUGGACCUGAAGAUCCGCUCUCUAGAUUCUCUGGUCUCUGCAGUUCACACUCUGUUACUGCACUGCACUGCUGGGCGCCCCCAGGCCUCCAUGGGCCCCCAGCCUUCCAGGGGCCCCCAAGCCUCCAUGGGCCCCCAGCCCUACAGGGGGCCACAGCCCUCCAGGGGGCCACAGCCAAGGGCACAAUUGGUAGGAGGCAAAGUGCAGUUGGAGCCAAGGACGGCACUUAGAGUGGCGGAGAGCGACAUCGAUGUUAAGUUGAGUCGUUUGUGUGAAAAAGAUAAAGCUGUGAAGGACCUGGAUGCAAAGAUCAGCGCUCUGCAGCUUGAGAAGGAGGAGUUGGAGGCUACACUAGCGUUGUGCCACCAGCAGAUGGAGCUGUCACUUCACACAGGAUCUCCUCACAUCGCAGUCCAUCAGAAAAUCCUUCAAGAAGAACUGGUCCAAGUCCGGGCCCAGAUCUCCAGAGGAUCCACGGACUGGUCUAAGACUCUGCAGGAGUUUGUUCUUCUGCAGAACUCUGUGGAAGAUCUGAGACGUGAUCUUCAGGACAAGAUGGAUAAGUGCAGCACAGAGUCGGAGCGUGUCGAGCUGCAGAAGGAGCUGUGGAGACUUGAGGACGUACUGGCUGGACUCAGACCAGAGCAGAGACCAGAGACCUCAGGGAGGAAGUCAGUGCCUAUAGCGUUUUCAACCGACUUCCAGACCAGCAGGUGCGAGGCUUCACCCAACAUGCCCCCUCCACGCCCCCCUCUUCCUUCUGGUUUCUGUGACAACGACGCCGUGCCUGAAGUCCCGCCCCUUCCCCGAGAAUCUGCGGUGAUUCGCCACACCUCAGUGAGAGGACUGAAGCGCCAAUCAGACGAGAGGAGGCGGGACAAAGAGGACUGGAUGGAUCUCCGAUCCUUUCUCAGUGAACCUGACCUGGUGCCACUGGAGACGGACCUCACUUCAGGUCUGGGAGGAUCGCCGUCGGCCUUCGUGACACUGAGACAAGGAGAGCACAAGGAGCGUCCAAAAAGCGCCAUCGGAAACCCUGCCUCCUCUACAGACACGCCUAGCUCCGUCCAAUCCCACGGCGAGUUUUCCAGACCUUACAAAAUCCAGGUCCCUCAGACUCUGGUCCCAGAUCCAGACCAAGUCCUGAGUCCAGAAGAUGAAGAUGAACGCCGCCAGAGAGCAGACCGGAUCCGGAGCCUUCUCUGCAAAGCCAGGUCUCUGGACACUCAGCUAGAUGCCUCUGAACUGGACUUGGUUUUACUUCAGCAGCAGAAAAUCAUGAGACAAGUGUCAGAGCGAUGCCGACAGCAGAAGAGCUGCGACUGA